AUGGAUCACACUCGGGAUCCUUGCCCCUGGGUCGCCUUGAGCGAUUUUGGUGGUGCUUUCUGCAUGGGUGCCAUCGGUGGUGCUGUCUGGCACGGUGUUAAGGGUUUCCGCAACAGCCCCUAUGGUGAGCGCCGGAUAGGUGCACUCACUGCCAUCAAGGCUCGUGCGCCUGUGCUUGGUGGAAACUUCGGUGUUUGGGGUGGCUUGUUCUCAACAUUCGACUGCGCCAUUAAGGGUAUUCGAAAGAAGGAAGAUCCUUGGAACGCCAUUACCGCCGGUUUCUUUACCGGUGGUGCCCUUGCCGUCCGUGGUGGUGUUAAGGCCGCCCGUAAUUCCGCCAUCAUGUGUGCUGUCUUCCUUGCCGUUAUCGAGGGUGUCGGUAUUGGUUUCCAGCGAAUGAUGGCCGACAACACAAAGCUCGAGCUCCCUCCUCCUCCUCCCUCUGAGCAGAAGGCUCUUGCUUAA
Molecule: messenger RNA, 465 nt
Organism: Penicillium longicatenatum
Lineage: Eukaryota; Fungi; Ascomycota; Eurotiomycetes; Eurotiales; Aspergillaceae
Product: protein transporter TIM17
Exons: 5
Coding region: 1-465 (154 amino acids)
Biological process (GO): protein import into mitochondrial matrix
Cellular component (GO): TIM23 mitochondrial import inner membrane translocase complex; mitochondrial inner membrane
Molecular function (GO): transmembrane protein transporter activity
Source: RefSeq, a predicted model, not a curated record